Molecule: messenger RNA, 1358 nt
Organism: Drosophila melanogaster (fruit fly)
Lineage: Eukaryota; Metazoa; Arthropoda; Insecta; Diptera; Drosophilidae
Gene: DCTN2-p50
Product: dynactin 2, p50 subunit
Exons: 3
Coding region: 123-1265 (380 amino acids)
Biological process (GO): microtubule-based process
Cellular component (GO): dynactin complex; membrane; axon cytoplasm
Source: RefSeq, marked reviewed
CGCACGGUAACUUUUUUUAUGACAUCAGAUCGAAUUGAUUGUUGUAAAAAAGGAUUUUUGAAGGUUUAUAAUUAUUUCGUUGCCAAAGGAUUCCAAACACCGCCGUCGACGUGCCCACAAUAAUGGCCGAUCCCAAGUUCCAGAACCUACCGGGAAUAGCUUAUGACCAGCCGGACGUGUACGAAACUCCAGAUGACCCGGAGCUCGAUACAUCCGACUACUACGAAGAGGAGCCGGAGAACGAAGCCAUCGAGCGACUGCACAUCUCGCCGAGCGUCGCUCACAAGCGCUUCAGCGGAGCAACGGUCGAGGGGAGUGUGGACUUCACGGAUCGCAUUGGACGACGCAUGUGCCGGGGUUACGAUACGCGCGGCUCCAGCGACUACGAGCUGGUUGGCCAGGGCGAGAAGGAGACGCCGGUGCAGAAGUGCCAGCGCCUGCAGAUCGAGAUGAACGAGCUUCUGAACGAGGUGGCCGCCUUGCAGGUGGACCGCAAGGUAGCCGACGAGGAGAAGCAGUCGUACGAUGCGGUGGCCACGGUUAUCAGCACGGCCCGAAAGGUGCUGGAGUCGCUGAAGCUGGAGCAAGUGCUGGGCAAGGAGCAGACGCCUGGAAGUAAGCAGGUGAAAGCACUCAUUAGCCAGGUGGAGGAGUUCAAGCAGUCCGGCGUUCUCACAGCCAUACCCACGCCUGGCACCGAUCUGGCGGCCACGGCCCGCGUAGCCAGUCUAGAGCAGCGAAUCUCGCAGCUGGAGAAGGUGCUGGGCGCUCAGCCGGACAAGUUGAGCCGCCUUACCGCCGCCACCAACACCACCAAUGUACUAGAGGCAGUGCGUCAUCUAAGCACCAAGGCGGCCCUGAUACAGCCUGAUAAACUGGACACCAUCGAGCAGCGCCUGACCUCGCUGGCCGGCAAGAUGGAUGCUAUCGCCGAAAAGUCCAGCGGCAGUGCCCAGGACGCCAAACGAGAUCAGAAGAUUACGGAACUAUACGACAUCGCGAAGCGCACGGAGCCAGUGGUGGAAAUACUGCCGCACGUCAUCGAACGCAUGCAAGCCCUCGAGGCCCUCCAUAAAUAUGCAAACAAUUUCGCCAAGAUCAUCGCAGAGAUUGAGCAGAAGCAGGGAACCAUCACCACUAGCUUGGUGAACAACAAGGAGCUGCUGCAUUCCGUACAGGAGACUUUCGCCCAGAAUCUGGAGACUAUCAACAGCAAGGUGGCCAAGGUGGAGCAGCGUGUGGCGGCCAUAUCGUCUGCCAAAUGAGUGGAUGCAUACCAUGCGUAUUAAAUAAACAUAGCUUAUAUUUAUGAAAGAUACCUAUAAUAAAGAGAUCUACAUUCGAGUCCAGUUCCAGUC